Messenger RNA from Tachysurus vachellii, 4884 nucleotides. RefSeq names its product ST6 beta-galactosamide alpha-2,6-sialyltranferase 2a (gene st6gal2a). Bases 254 to 1705 code for a protein of 483 amino acids. The record is from RefSeq and is a predicted model, not a curated record. The transcript has 7 exons. Lineage: Eukaryota; Metazoa; Chordata; Actinopteri; Siluriformes; Bagridae. Gene Ontology annotation, molecular function: sialyltransferase activity.
CACACGCACACAUACACACGCACACACACGUCUCCGGAGCAUCUCAGCAUGCUUCUCGCUCACUGUAGCAGCACUAGCACGCAGUAACAGAGCGUGGACGUGGAGGAAAGCUGCCCAAACCUUUAGAGAACAAUGAAUGCGGGCUGAUUUCACAGAGCCUGGCUGGAUUACAAAGGAAUGGCAUCAAGCCAAUAGGAAAUCAGCUGAGGCCUUCUUCUGAGCUCUCUCCUGUUAGGAACAGGGCUGCUGAGAAAUGAAGGCCAGCAUGAAGCAGUGGCGGUUGGCGCUUGGGCUCAUGCUCACCUGGGCGCUGCUCUUCCUUGCCCUUUUCUCGUACUUCAUGGAGUCACGUGUGGAUGAAGCCAUGGCUCUCUCACACGCCGAUACACGCCGCCUCACCUCUGUGCAGGGCAACACUCGCAGCGUGGUGAUGAUCUCUCGCCAGGCUUUGCCUGUCACUUCAGCAUCCACAACCUCCAGAGCUCAAAAGGAGCAGAUGCCCGACAGCGAGCAGGACACCUACGUUUACCCAGAUGCCCAUAACCUAGCAACAUGGUCUGUGAGCUCACGGUCAGGCACUGAAACCCAUAUUCAGGGAAAACAGGAAAGCAAUCAAACCAAUGAACUGCUGGAAGAGGAGGAUGAGGAAGAGGGAAUGAUUGAUGAGGAGGCCAAGAGCAGAACAGAAACCAACAGCUGGUUUGACUCCAAUCCAGAGGAGUUCUACCCCUCCAAGUCAAAGUCAGUGGUGCAGCGUUUAUGGCAGGGCAGUGCCUCCGUGGACAUGCUCAGUCCGCGCUUACAGAAGGCAGUAAAAGACUACAUGAGCACUAAUAAACACGGAGUGUCCUACAGGGGGCGGCGAAGUGCUCGGGUAAGUAAGAAACGCCUUCUGUGUGAGAUGAAGAGGAAGGUCAAAGUGAUGACAGUGGAUGGAGAAGAGCUACCAUUCUCUUCACUGGGCUGGCAGAAGAUUGUACCUCCUUUGCCUCUUGAGCGCCUCUAUGGCAAAGGGUUCCGCUCCUGUGCUGUCGUCACUUCAGCUGGUGCCAUCCUCCACUCUGGCCUGGGAAAGGAGAUUGAUUCCCAUGAUGCUGUUCUGAGGUUUAAUUCAGCCCCUACCAAAGGUUAUGAAAGAGAUGUUGGGAAUAAGACUACAAUUCGCAUCAUCAACUCCCAGAUUCUGGCUAAUCCCAACCACCAAUUCAACAGCAGCUCACUGUAUAAGAACGUGACUCUGGUGGCCUGGGAUCCUGCUCCAUACGCUGUCAACCUGCAUAAAUGGUAUAGGAACCCAGACUACAACCUUUUCACUCCUUACAUGAAGUACAGAAAGCAGUUUCCUGCUCAGCCUUUCUAUAUUCUGCAUCCCAAGUUCAUCUGGCAACUAUGGGACAUGAUCCAGGCCAACACACUGGAGAACAUCCAACCCAACCCACCUUCAUCAGGGUUCAUUGGCAUCUUGCUGAUGAUGUGGUUGUGUGAAGAGGUUGACGUCUACGAGUACAUUCCUUCUCUAAGACAGACUGACUUGUGCCACUACCACGAGCGCUACUACGAUGCUGCGUGCACGCUGGGAGCCUAUCACCCUCUGCUCUACGAGAAGAUACUCAUCCAGCGUGUCAAAUCCGGUUCCAACAGCGACCUCUGGGGAAAAGGCAAGGUCACACUCCCUGGCUUUAGGAACAUCCACUGUGACCCCUGAACUCUGAUCCCAGAGGAAAGGUUGCAAUAAUUGGAAAGCAGGUAUUAGUUUGAGGUGUUACCUGCAGGCAGUCCACAGAGACAGACUCUGCUCUUUCGGGCAGUUUUUAGUUGCGUUCUCUGAGCCUUGUGUGAUGUAGAGGUCAUUGGGUAGCAAUAGGUUUGUCAUAGAAAAGCUGUUUUUAGGUAUCUGGUGAUUUUGCUGUAGCUAGCCAUCAUUUGACAAGACUGACAGUGUUUGUGUGCCUGUGAUGGAAUUGAAGAAUAGUCAGAAAACGUGACCAUUAUAGACACACACACACACACACACACGCACACACGCACACAUGUAAAAUAUAAAUUAAUGCGCUUACUAAAAAAUGAAAAACAUUUUUUUUUUGCUGUAAUGAAACCCACUGCUUUACCAGUGAUGAUACCCGAGUAGUAUUUGGUUUCUGUUGUAUUAUAGUUUUCUCAGCUGUUCACAAACGAAAAACGUGGUGCAUGUCUGAAAGUACUGCCUGGUCUGUGCCAUAUAGUGUCUAUAUUGUAAAUGACAUCACUUUUCUCUUGAAUGUUUCAGUUCAUGAAACGAUUGUUGAACGAAAAAAAUACAGGUGAAUGCCAUUUCAUAGCUCACGUCAUACAGCUGAGAAAACAAAACUUCCAAACAAAUCCUUCUUUACUCUAAAGUUACCGUCUUGGUUCGGAAACGUCUGAUGCUGUUAAUAUGUUGAGAGUUUGAUGAGCCAUUCCCUUUUCAAAAGAUCCAAAACCACACUCAUCUGACUGUAUUUAUUGUUUUUUUUUUUUUUAGCCCUUUGGCAAUAUAGCCAAUGAGCAGUGGUUGUAUUAAUAGUGUAAUGUGUUUACCAGCACCGUCUGGUUCUUUUUCUGUAUUUUGUCCAGGAGGUCACAGGUCUUCAUGCGCUCCUUACAGAGUGGUCAAAAGCGAAUGAAAACAAAAUUUCCUUGCAUUGUAUUUUGGAACUUUUUUUUUAAACUGAUUUUUACCUUCACUUUGUGUUUUAUUGAUGUAAAUAGAGUUUUUUUAUAUAUAACAGUAGAAGUAAAGGUGUUACCUUGUUAUGACAUGUACACAUUUGUUUUUCCUUACAUGCCAUUAAUAUGUAAAGGAAACAAAUACUCCGCUUUGUUCAGACUGAAGAAACGUGAACUGAAGUUCUGUAUAGCUCUAAAUUUUGAUGGCAAAACUGGGAAAUGCUGUUUGCGCUCAGGUCUGUGACAGACUCUGAAGCGCACACUCUCUAAUCCAUCUAUUGGUUAAAUAUUUCAUUUAGGAACCUUUGUUGGUAGUCUAAUAUUCAAUUGUGAUAACUACCUACCCGCCCCAUGUUGGGGCAAUGUAAACUGAUAUCGAUUGAUAGGGUGAUGAGUGUUCCUUCUUUUCAGGAUGAUUUCAUCUGUAAUCCUAAAGCAAAUCCUUUCUUUUGCAAUUAGGCUCAUCCUGUCAUGGUUUUUUUAUUGUGUUUUUUUUUUUUUUUUUUUUUUUUUAAAAGAUAAUGUUAGUCUAAACUCUGUGAACUGUGUUUUUGCUCUUUGUCUAUUCCAUCUCUAAAGACGAAUCACAUAUAUCUCUGUCACACACAUCCCAGGCGUCCCUGUUAGAGAGAGGUAUAUUAAUGGUGAUGAGAUUCGAAACUGCAGUAAAGCCCAUAGAAGGUGUUUUUUUUUUUUCCCUCUUAGUCUUGCUGCAGGGAAUAUAUACAGGAGCACACCACUGAACACUUGCUGAAUGUCUAGUAAGCCUUUAAUUACAGUGCAGUCAGCAAGAGAAAAUAAGGGUCACACGCUGCGCCAUGUAUUGUCUAUGCGUUCAGAGCAACACACACAGAGCAACAUUUUUUUUAUACAUAGAUAUAUAAAUUUGCCACUUGAAUCUGUGCUUCCCAAAAUAUUUGAAGUUUGUUACACAGCAAUCUGUUCCAAAUACAGAAAAGAUCAGUUUACAUUCAUCCUCUAAUCUGUGGAAAUCGAUUUUCUCGAUAUGACGGCCUACUUUUUCUUUUCACAAUAAAGCCUUAGCUGUAUCACUCACACUGCAAAGUGGAUAUCGCAUGCUAAUUAGCAGGGCUUGUAUGCUCAUUGUGGUAAAGGUAUUCAUUUGUUAAUGUAACAAUAAUUAAACUGUCUAACUUACUUGCUUAUUUCAACUCUUUAAGUUGUUUUAGGUAUCAGGAAUAGAGGAAGUGGAAUCGAGACAUUUUUUGGUGAGAUGAUCGAUGCACUGUUAUUGGGGUAUUGGCAAUAUUGUGCCAAAUAAGUGUUCAGUGUUUCCUGAUCAGGUUGUUUCGGGCCUCGGUGUGUUUGGGGCUGUAACUUUGGUGCUGUGACUCUGUAUUAUGGACUGGAACUGUGGUGUUGUGAAUUUGUGUGAGAUUUCUUUCUUGCUGGCUCACUUUCUUUAUCCACUGGUCUGCCCUAUCUGUAAAUUAUUUAACAGCCACAAUUUUUGGUUGACUUGUUAGCCAGGACGCUGAAUUUGCAGUGAAAACAUGGACGCAAAAAUACUCUGUGUCUGCUUUAACGACUGCUGGUUGAACUGUGUAUUUUUAAACACAUACCUAAUUUCAGGGGUCCGUAGGUUGUAUUAAAAAAAAAAAAAAGACAAUUAUAAAGUUAUGACUUUAUAUAAAUUGUUUGAAUUGACUGAUUGAUUAAGUGGAUUUUCUACCUGAAUGCUGAGGAUCCUAACAUAGUCACUUUCAUUCUGUUUGUUACUCAGUCUUCAGAAAGUGAGAUUGCAUGCUUAGUGGUGAUUAGCUGCACCGAUUUCGACGACAGCUGUAGGCAGGAAUGCUGCAUUAAUUUGACAGCUGUCUGUUGGGUGCGGUAUCCUCAAAAUAAUGUUGACUUGCUCAUUGUUUCCACUACAAAUCCAAUGUGAAGCCUAAUCCUGAAGGCCAGAACAACACAAGUUAUCACUGUUCAUCUAUUUAUGGUAUUCUCUCUCUCUCUCUCUCUCUCUCUCUCUCUCUCUCUCUCUCUCUUUCUCUCUCUCGCUUCACCUUACCACCACACAGCCUUUUAGUGUGAUCUGAUGUACAUUUUGAAGCCUGAUCAAAGGAGUGUACAUAGUUAUUUCUUUGUUCAGUUGUUGAAGCAAAUUUGAUUAUUUUAAUUGAAUUUGUGUGUUUAUGUUUAGAAUUUUCUAACAUGAAAAUAAACAUGCAUAAGCAA